UCUUUUAGCUUGUGCUCCAGCCCUCUGUCUCUAUCCUCAUUGCCUUCAUCUUUGUGGCCCUCCCUUUGGACUUGCUGCCAUGGGAGAAACAAUCCACACUGGGCCUUCAGAGCCACCUGGAGGAAGAAGUCCUCUUCCUGACUCAGAGCUGAUUCCAGGCUCACCUGAGGCAGCAGCAUUCCUGGACAGCCAAAUCCUCAGUGGUGCCUGUAAGGGCAUGCCUGCCCAGGCCAGAUCAUGCUGCAGAAGAGGCUGAAGAGGCAGGGCUCCUGCUGCACAUGACAUCCCAUCCAGAACUUCAUUGCUUAUUGAAUUGCCUUCGUGUCCUGCUGGACACCAUGGAUCUCCCUUUACUCCACCCCUUCCCACUUCCUGCCUCCUGUGUCCUCACUUCUCUUUCCUCAGGAAACAUCCUGUGCCUAAGCCUCCCUAACCAAACAGUGCCAGCUCCCCACAGGGAGUGCAACUGGAUGUGCAGCUCCUGUCUGUGCGCCUCAGUCCUACCCAUGAAAGUGAAUCCUUUCUCUGUGUCCCAGAGAGAGAGGGGAAUUCGCACUGGAGACAAGGUGCCCAGGAGAUUUGGCUUCCUAAUCCAGUGGGAGCAGUUGUAUGAACAGCAGUGCAUGGUGGCUGCAGGUCCACAUGCACAGCUCCAGGCAGCAGUGAGACACAACGUGUAGGGACAGUAUGUACUUAUCUAGGGACAUAGGGAAGAAACAGGAUGUAUACAUAAAAAAACCCCACACAAAUCAGGCCAGGCAGAAAGCACUGACCCCAGCUCAAACAGCUGCCUUGUCCUGUUGCCCUGCCUGGCUGCAGCAGGAUGAAAGCCUGCUAGCAGAAAAAAUGUCUGUUUACACAUAUCCAGUGUAGCCCUGCAAGUGAGGGCCUCUCCAUCUGCAGCCCAGAAACCAUGCUCUGCAGUGGCACAGCUCCUCCCAACACCAGCCUGGACUGCUGGGCUUGGCACUGACUGCAAAGGCCUGCCUUGUCUGGGGUCUUUAGCACCAUUCCCACGAGUUUCUGGCUUUUGCCAUGCAGGACUCCCCUUUAGGCCUCCCUCUGUGAUAACUCCUAGCCCACGAGCAGGACAAGGAGCAGAUUUCCUGUUGUCCCUCCUCCAGACAAGAGCCAUCCCAGAACAGGAGGGUUAGGCCUGCAGUGGUGAAGCCAGCUGAAGGUGCACAGCCCUUGAAGGACAGAGCUGACCAGCAGGUCCCUCGGCUGGGUGUCCACUCCUGGGGUCAGCCUGCAGUGAGCAGCAGCCGCUGUCAGGUCUGGAUGAGGCCCUCUCACCUCGGCUGUAGGAAGAAGACAGGAUUCCAUGUAGGAGUGAUGCCUGUGGGUACAGAGCAGGAGGAAAACAAGGGUGAUUCAUCCUGGGAGUUUGGGAUGAAUCAGGAUCUGGAAGAGUCCACCUCUCUGUCCAUCUGAGAGCCCAUGUCCUGGACCUCAUGUUCCCUGCAAGGAUUGACUCACCGACAUGUCAGAAUCACCACAGACAAGCUGGACCUCAGCCUCUACAUCCCCAACAGUUCAGCCUCAUUGGUGAGUGUGAGAUCCAGCAGAGCCCAUCUCAUCCUUGGGUCCUCCAUAAGCUGUCUCAGGAAGCUGCGUGAUAAGGAUGCUGCAGAGUCCUCUGGGACUGCUUGUACUUUACUGCUGAGAACAAAGCUCCAAAACAGCAGCACAAGCUGCUGAGGCUGACAGCCGCUCUGUGAGCUGCCCCGCUCCCACCCGGCUGGGGCUCAGGGCUGUGGGGCUGCUUUUCAGCCUGUGAGAGGGCAAAGCAAGCAGGCACAGUGGGAACAACUCCCCCUGGGAUUAAUCCUUUCUUCCUCCAUUGUCCCUGCUGGAAGCACUUCUCCCAUGUUUUCUGCCUUUUGCUUUGUUAGCAUUUCCUCCCAGGCUGCUUGCCCUUAGGUCCCUGUUUCAGGUCAGCCUUUUCCUUCAAAUCAUUUGGAAUUCAAGAAAACUGGAAACAGGACUGCCCAGGGGAUUCACAUUGAUGGAGAAACUGCCACCAACCACUGAGAAAGAGAGAACUUCCUCCACCACGUUCAUUUCUGAACACGAGCACACUUGCUGUCCUUCAUACUUGGAACCCUCUUGAGCCUUACCCAUCCCACUUCAUGGUGGUCAGGUGGCCUGGACAGCAGCAAGCGAUAAAAUAGGAGUGUGAAUGCAAAGAGCUGUGUGAAUUGAAUACCUGCAACUAUUUGAGGAGGCAUUUGGCCCAAAAUUCUGGCUGUUAGAGACCAUGAUGACCAGCAUAACAGUAACCAGGGCAUGAGGGCCAGGCUUCUGAGACAGAGAGGAAACAGGCUGAAAACAAAGUUGAGAAGAAGCAAGAACAUUGUAAGAGAGAGAGGACAGAGAAGUGGGAAGGAAGUGGCCAUCGAGCUCAGGGUGCUCUGCACCUUGGCCACCUCUGUGUGUAAGAAGCUCCCUGGCAGCUGAGUGCCGUGGGUGACCUCGCUCAUGGCAGUGAGGGCUGCAGCAGGCACAGAGCCACGGUCCAGCAGCGGCACAGCGGGACCUUGUGCUUUCAGCUGUGCUUCACAGGCUGCUGCAAGAGGUGUGGCUACACACGAACCCUCCAUCUGCAGCGGGAAGCGUGUGGGACCGGGGAACCCCUGCUUCCACAAAGGGGAUGUGUUCUUGCAGCUGCACUUCCUGGGCUGGUGGUGGGAGACUGGAGGUUGCACAAGUCAUGUGCAUGUGUUUUUAUGUGGGGUGAGAGUUUGUGAACAUUAGUUACAUGACCGUGUUUAGAAAUGUAGGGUCUGACCCUGCCUGCAGCCUGUGGUGCUCAGAACAACAGAAUCAGAGGAUUUCUUCUCCAGAGAGUUCAGCCUUGUCCUCACUUGUAAGCAGUUCUGUGCCCUGAUCUGCUGAUGCUUCAGCCAAAAUGCCUGUGCUAUUGCCAUGAGUUCUCCCAUUCCCAUGUCUCUGCACCCGUGCAUGCCUCUGCACAGGGAGAAACCAGCUGAUGGAACUAGAGCAAAGGCUGUGUUCCCAUCUCAGUCCAUUCCACGUGUGUCUGCAGCUUGUGCAGUCACAGCUGAGGAAAACUUCAUGAUCUGUCAUGCACAGGGAGUCUGGCACUGCCUAGUGAUCCUCCUGCCCCACAAUGCCAGGUCAUAAGGGACCCUUCUGCCCCAAGCUCCGUCCUCCCUUCCAGAGGAAUUAGUUAAAGACAGCGUUGGCAAGUUCUUUGUUGUGCUCUGGAUUUCUGGGCUCAGGAUGCACAUGGGCACUGCCCAGACUGAGUCACAGAUAUGCUUUCCUGUCAUUUUUGGCUCCCUUUGGCAGGCUGUGCUCAGUGGGUUUAGCCCUUUGCUAGCAAAUGCCAAAUGUACCUGCCAGGGUAUGUGUUUUCACACCCAGGGUCCCUCAGCAGGAAAGAGCAAGCACCAGAGAGGGAAGGCCAUGGAUGUCCUGUGAAACUGCCUGAGGCUGUGCAAAGGGAGAUGGUUUGAGCUGCAGUGAUGCUCCUCUUCAUCUGUUUUCCUUUUCCUUGGUCAGUUUCUGUGUUGCAACCAGCAUCUUUUGAAAUAUCCUGGCAGAGAAAUGACGGAAGUUCCCCACUUUCCAUGUGCUCUGGGGUACACCCAGGAUAUGGCUUUUUCUCCACACCAGAUUAGAGCCCACGAAGGCUCCUCACCAGUGUGGGAGGUGCCCUGUGCAGGAGGAAGGCUGUGUUUGCAGCCAAAGUGGUAAUGAGCACCCUUGGAGAAGAGUGAUCCUGUGGUAGAGAGGAUGAAUCACCAAGGGAGAGUCAGUCCUGGAACUGCAGCCCCAGCAGAAGAGAGAAGCUGCUCCUGGCUGAACAUCUGGGUCUUCCUUACUUUUGCCCUUGCCAUCAAAGCUGCCUUGGUGACCAUCUGCCUUGUGGCUUUACUUGAUGGAAGCUACGGCCAGUACAAGACUCUCCUCCAGAACUCUACAGAGUGGUACUGUGUCCCCAGCAGUUCUGCAGACAGAAUGGAAGGCUGGAUGUGCUGCCCAAAGGGCUGGAGAAGGUUUCAAAGAAGCUGCUAUUUCCUGUCCACUGAUAAGAUGUCAUGGGCUGAGAGUGAGCAGAACUGCACUGGGAUGGGCUCCCAGCUGGUGGUGAUCAACAGCAAGGCAGAGCAGGAUUUCCUCUUCAACUUGGCAAAAGAAACAGUUACUAACGUCUAUGAAACAAAAUACUACAUAGGCUUAUCUGCUCACAAAAAUGGGCAGUGGCAGUGGGUGGAUCAGGCUCCGUAUGAAAAGACAGCCACGUGGACAUAUUGGCCACAUCCCAGCUGCCUCUCAGAACAAGACCUGGAUGUUCACCACUCCUUGGCACAUUAAAUUCUGCUUUGGAAAGGAACUCGGGCCUGAUGAAAGCAGCCACAGUGACAUUCAUUUCUGAGAGUACACACACCAUAGAGUGCAGGUACUCUGACUGCUGCAACAAAAUUAUCUUGUGGUUCAAACCUGAGCUAGCUCCUGGUUUUCUCCAGAAAGCUCAUGAUGCCCAAUCUUUGAGAUGCUGUCUUCAGCUGGAAAAACAUCAUUAGAGCCAUGUCAGAAGGACAUCCAGUGUUGAUACUUAUGGCCAGACCUAUUAAUUACAUCUGUACGCUGAGCAUGCUGCUCUCUUUGUGUUGAGCUCUGACAGCUGAAUCUUCCCUUAUAGGAUAUACCUGACUUUCUCUAAUAAAUGAUGAACCUUGCCAAGCCAAGAGAUGAAAUAAAGUGAAAUGUAUGUGCUUUUCAUGACACCCACUGUCUUUUUAUAAGGACUUUCAUAUGAAAUUUUCCUCCAAGGUGUCUGUUCUUUUUUCAGACAAAGCAGAGAAUUACUCCCCUACUCUUUGUCUUUUUCUGUUUUAUCCCACCUCAGAUUCUUUCAUGUUCCCUUACAACAUCCAUUUCUCCACUUCUUUAUUUUCUUUGCAUGCUUGCUGUCCCUCAUACUGAUUCCCCCUUUACUUCUUUUUUUUUUCCUUUUAAAUUUUGUUUCCUUUUACCUUUUCUUGUAGACCACAGAUGAAGAGCAUACAAUGUUGUCUGGGAGAAAUAAAAGAGAGAAAUGGCAUUUAAAGAAGUUCUGGCACUGGACACACAUCAUGUUCUGCCUUUUAAAAUUUAGUGUUUCUGAAAUUAUUUCCUAAGCAGUCUUGUGUAAGGUAUUAAUACUAACUGGUAAAACUAACAGGUACUGCUGCCUUGAAAGGUUCUUUUUAUCCAAAGGAUCCACAACCCCCACUUCAGUUGUCCAGUUCAUUCUGGUUAUCCAUUGUUUAUCUCACAUGGUCUAAGACAAAUCCUAUGAUUUUAGCCUUUAUGUCUCUACCUGGUUACAAGGAAAUAUAAACACUUUUUUAUUUUAUAUGCAAUCAGUUUACAUACCUGAACAAACUUUUUCACAUCCUGCUGCUUAAUUAUAAAUCGUUUAUCUUGACAGGCUUUUGGACAAUCUGCUGGUUUCCUGGAAAGGCCUCAGCUGAUCAUGAGGUCCAGCACUUCAGCACUAUCUCCUGCUCACAGCAAGUCACUUGCACUCUCUCAGUGUCCCUGUGAUCUACAUUCAUGUGACCAGGAGGAGAUGCAGAGAGCCUGUGACUGUCACUGCAGUCCCUUGUGGUGCAUCAGUGGCCUUACAACAAGAUGUGCCUCAUCACAAUAGGCCUGCCUGGCAACCACUGGACUAUGCCUGACCUUGGUUACCAUCACCAGACCCAACCCUGACCCGAGGAUCGAUUUCCAUGCUUGACCUCAGACCUUCCUCAUCCCUGGAGACUUGUCUAGCAAUCUGGACCCUGGCUGUUGUGCCACGUGUGCCCUGCUUGCCUCACUCAGGUGUUGUGGCUGGUCCCCAGCUGUCCUGCUGGCUGUGUUACUGCAGCUGGCUCCUGGCCACCUGACCCGUGGGGAGCAGCUGCCUCCACUGUGCCCUGACAGUGUCUGCUGCACCACAAAGCAAAUCUUGAACUGGGAUUUCUUUUAUUUUGUUGGUUUUUGAGAAGGCAGAUUCUUGUCAGUUUGUUUUAGUAAAGUAGCUCUUUACUAUUGCAUAUUAUUCCACAGUUCACUUCAGAUUUGGGUAGAAUUUGCUGCUGAUAGCCACCAUUACUUCUUCACUGUAAUUGUCAUCUCUUCAGUCCCAAUUCUGCUGGUUUUCAUGCUGUUUGCAAAAAAUCUCUUUUUUCAGCAAUGACAAACUUACUAUACUCCUAAAUAUCUUCCUCAGCACUGCUGACAACCACAACCAGCUUUAAAAGUCAUGUUCCAGUAGCUUUUAAUAGGAUUUUGAUAUCUUUGUUUCUUUUUCCUUCAGUGACAAUUAAACAGGCUGAACUGGUUCCUUAUAGCUGCAAAGGAGAGCAAGGGGGAUACAGAGCCAUUCACAUCUUUGAAAUGGUGCUACACUCCACUUACUUCAGCAGGUCUGACAGAAUCUGGGAGAGCUUUAUAUGUUGGGUUCCAGCGUGGCCUCUGGUGGACAGUGCUGCCUGGAUCUGUGCAGAGGAUCAGCUGUGUUUGUGCAGAGGGCUGCUUACCUUAAGAGAAGGAGCCACAUAAAUCAAUCCAGAAGCAACUGAUAUGUAAUCUCAACACAACUGUUGCAGAGCCACUGACAGAUUACAACUUCCCUGUUAGUUUCAGAGCCAUACAAGGCCAGAUGUAGUGAUUGAUUAAUAAAAUCCUUCUGUCAUAAAGACAUGCUUGGAGGAGCAAAUGCAGCAUGGAAACACAGCACCCAUUUUUCAUGGAAUCAUGGAAUGGUUUGGGUUGAAAGGGACCUUCAGUGUCAUCGAGUCCAUCUCCCCUACAUUGAGCAGGGACAUCUUCGUCAGAUCAGGUUGCUCAGAGUGCCAUCCAACCCGAUCUUGAAUGUUGCCACCUCUGGCUCCGGGCAACCCGUGCCAGUGUUUACACUUGAGCCAGCCUCUCUUGAAUCAGUUCUGCCUGACUGACAGCAGAUACACCACGUGAGUCAAGCUGCUGGAGCUGUGAAUUAUUGAGUGGUAGCCUGGGCAGCUGACGAAUUUAUCAAUUCAAGUGGUAGAAAACACCUCUAGUGCUGCAGUCAAGUAGAGCUGAAAGUACCUGCUAAUCCUACUGACAAAAGUGGAAUACUUCAACAAAGAUUAAUUGAAAAUAAUUCUGAGACUUGGCCUUUAGGAGCUUCCUUAUCACUCAUAACAAACUUCAGUUCCACUGGCUUAGUGAAUUGUCUUUAAACAGCACGUUUCCUAAAUGACAGACAGCAAAAUGCUGCUUACAACCAACUCUUCCCCCUACCACUGCCCUCACUUCUCCACUUAUGGGGAAUUAUAAGAUAGAAUUGGGUUGUGAGCUGUAAAACCUGCCUGCAGAGGCACAUGGCAGCACAAAGGAGCACAUGGUGGCACAGAGAGGCCUGUCUCUGCCGGACCCUGGGGGAAGGAGGAGUCACACAGCAGACCCUUAUGGAGAGGAGCCUGCCAGGAGCUGAUACACAGGUGAACAGUGAGUGAUGAUCCCAUAGAAGAACAUUGAGAAAGUGUGUUGCUGAUGUGGUAACACGGGAUAGGUCACACCAUACAAGGAAAUACAGUGCCUUAGAAAAGUGUAUAAAACCAGCUCACUCCUUUGAAUAAACCAUUCAGAUUCCCUGCCCGUCUGGGUCCAUGCUUCAGUCGCCGACACCCACUGAUGGAAGCAAUCUUAUGCCUGCUGACAUCAGGGUCUUAUUACAUAGUAGGCUGCCCAUGUGUCUGUUGCAUGCCUUAAUUCAAGUUUCAAAGUCUCCUUUGUCCUGCCUAAACCAACUACCUGUGUUUCCCUUCUUUCUGCUUCAAUUAGCAUAAAUUCACUCCCACAGUAAUGAGAUGAACAUGAUACGGUACACACGUCAUUUGAUGGCCAGCCUCCCUCCACUGGGUUUUACAGUGACAAAUUCAGCAGCAGAAUAUGUUACUUUCACGUACAAGGUCUUGACACUCUCAGAAGAUCCUUACUCUCUCCAGAAGUCUGCUUGAAUAUGUUGGAAUUAUCUGCUGAUUUGAGGAUCUGCGUGGUCUCGUGAUAACGUUACUGCCUUGUGUAUUUCCCUUACAAAUAUCCAUCACAGAUAAAGACAAAAUGUCCCAGUUAUUCUACUUGCCAUGAGAUAUCUGGACAUCUGCCACCAUCCUUUCUGGUCUUAGAAAAGUUGCUGGGAUGGCUGCUGGCCUGGCAAUUGCAUUGAUCAUCUUGUUGCAGAUGGGAAGCAGACUCUGGGUUGCCAGUGUGGUGUACAUCAGCAGCUGGUACUGUCAGGAUGACGUUCCUGUGGCCAGCUCAGCCCAGGGGGCUGUACUGACAGAUGGCUCAGCACCAGGCAGAGAUGUCAGUUCCCCCUAAUUCAACAUUCAGGUGAAAAAAGGCAGCCAACUCAAAAAGAACUUUUAAAUGUGAAGAAAGAGGAGAAUCACCACAGGUAAACCCCUUUGCAUGGCCUCAGAAAUAAUAAAUUAAUCUGGAUGUAACUGUGUUUUAACUGAAUCACAGGGAGAUCCUGGGAUGCUGGCAAGUGCUCCAGUCAUCUUUGGUGACCCCACAUCUGCUGUUGCUGCAUGUUGAUGAUAUUCAGUUUUUAAUAUCAACCCACUUUAAAAGUGUCUCAGACAUGCUUAUACUGGGAAC
Corvus hawaiiensis (hawaiian crow) is the source of this 8649-nucleotide messenger RNA. RefSeq names its product C-type lectin domain family 4 member E-like. Gene Ontology annotation, cellular component: external side of plasma membrane. Gene Ontology annotation, molecular function: carbohydrate binding. The transcript is spliced from 7 exons. Lineage: Eukaryota; Metazoa; Chordata; Aves; Passeriformes; Corvidae. Gene Ontology annotation, biological process: immune response; biological process involved in interspecies interaction between organisms. Bases 3763 to 4344 code for a protein of 193 amino acids. The record is from RefSeq and is a predicted model, not a curated record.